AAAUAUGGCUUCAUCCUCGCCGGGGAAUCCAUCUGCUCAUCAGAAACAACAACAUCGCAAUCACGGUCUCGCAAUCACGGUCUCUCAAACGAUCCUGAUUUCGAAUCCACAAUUCAAACAAUUUCCCUCUCAUCAUUCUCAUUUCCUUCAACAGUAUCCUCCACCAGCAAACAGAAGUCUUGUUCACCAUGUUGUUCCGCGCUUCUCUUGUCUGCAUGGUUGCCAGCCUCGUCUGCGCUCCUCUGGCCACUGCGCUGCCCACUGAACGAGCUCGGUCAGACAUGGCCUUGACUGCUCGCGACGACACUCAGUGCCCAGCGGGCAAGGCUUUCUACGUCUGUGCUCUAAACAACUUCCGAGGCUGCUGCUCUGUCGAUCCUUGUGCGCUGAAAGAAGGCUGCCCGGACAAAACCGGCGGCACAACGCCUCCACCCGUCUCCUGUCCUGAGACUGGCACCACGAACCCUCCCGGCGUCUCCUGCACUGAUCCGGGCACCAAGAAUCCCGAGAAGCCCAAGGACACCACCAAGAAUGAGACCAAACCCCCCAGCAACUCGUGCCCUGCUCCCGAAACCGACACCAACCCCAACCCCCCAAAGAAACCCACCGACGAGCCCACCGACAAGCCCUCCACCUCUCCCAAGAAAAAUCCAACCUGCCCUCCCAGCGGCAAAAAGACCAAGCUCUUCCAACCCCUCACCCAAACCCUCAUCCCCAACAGCUCCCCAGUGCCCACCACAAACUUCAACGUCAGCAAAACCGCCACGACCGACCAGCAACAACUCAUCUCCUGGAAACUCCCCGCAACCGCAAAGUCCUGCAUCAUCGGGUGGGCCGUGCCCCUGAAACGCAAUUUCAAGGCCGGAGGCAACGCGUCGGUGGAUGUGUACGUUGGCAGCGACAAGAACAACAAUAAGAGGGUCGGGAACGCGAACUUUGCAUUCUGGCCGGAGAGAGACGAGGCGCGGUCGAAUCUCGUCGCGGUUGUUGAGUGCAAGGAGGAUAUGUUGUUUCGGUUGAAGAUGGAGCACGAGGAUAGUGUGUUUCUGGAGCAGAAUGAGGAGACGGGGUGGUGGGUUGAGUAUGAAUGUUAA
Molecule: messenger RNA, 1094 nt
Organism: Aspergillus melleus
Lineage: Eukaryota; Fungi; Ascomycota; Eurotiomycetes; Eurotiales; Aspergillaceae
Exons: 1
Coding region: 189-1094 (301 amino acids)
Source: RefSeq, a predicted model, not a curated record